Polyodon spathula (Mississippi paddlefish) is the source of this 2269-nucleotide messenger RNA. Its product is annotated as gap junction gamma-1 protein-like. Gene Ontology annotation, cellular component: connexin complex. The record is from RefSeq and is a predicted model, not a curated record. The coding region runs from base 947 to 2263 and encodes 438 amino acids. The transcript has 2 exons. Lineage: Eukaryota; Metazoa; Chordata; Actinopteri; Acipenseriformes; Polyodontidae. Gene Ontology annotation, biological process: cell communication.
UCUGGACAAGUCAUACUGGGAAAGUUCAUUCUUCUAUCCAAUUCAUUGACUUCCAUCCCUGACUCACUAAAGGGCUUUGAUCUGGUGCAUUGGUUCCAGUAUUGAGUCAUGGUGGUUCACAGGAUAGACACUGUGUGGUCGGGCCAUAAUAAUAAUAAAAUUGUUUGACACUACAUUUUAACCGGUGGGACGGGAGCGCGCACAGCUCCCCCCUGCCUCACACUCAGCCCUCAGCAAGCUGAGCCUGUUGUCACUGCAAUGAACGGGGACGGGUGGUUAUGGAUCUACUUUAAUGCGUUUCAUUAUUUUUAUUUAGGAUGGAGAGUUUAUGUGCAGGCAAGGCAGCGGGAGGAAUCCGACGUCUAGAACUGAGAAGGAGGAGGAAUUGCCGAAAAAGAUGAUUUUUUUUUUUUUUUUUUUUUGCUAAGGUUGUAAUAGUAAAAAUAGUUUUUUGAAAGUUAUUUCCAGGUAUGGGCAACGAAAUGAGAGUAGUAGAAGACCGUUUUUUUUUGUUUUGUUUUGUUUUUUGGUUUUUUUUUUUCGAUGAGUAAGCUGUCUGUUUUUGGGACGGAGAAUUAAAAAAACAAACCCUAUUUUUGUGUAUGUUAUUAAUUAUAUGUGAAGGCAUUUGGAAUCGGCGCAGCUGCAGCUGAGUUGCUCGGCACCGUAAAUAUUGUAAAUUUGACUGAGAAAGAGAAACGGGAAGGGAUACAUUAUAAAAACGGACUGGUAGUGAUUCACUGAGAGAAGAACAUACCUUUUUUUGUUUCAAGGUUUAUAAAAUUGGGAGAAACAUCCGAUUUUAUUAAAACCAAAACGGGGACGAACUAAACAGGCUGAGCAGAUUUAAAGAAAACGAAAAAGACCAUACUGACUGAAGUGUGAACGCUGUUGUGAGCUCGUGAGGGUGUGUCUGUUUCCCCCCACCCCGUAAUCUCGCACCACCAUGAGCUGGGGCUUCCUGACACGGCUGCUUGAGGAGAUCCACAACCAUUCCACCUUCGUGGGGAAGCUGUGGCUGACCGUGCUCAUCGUCUUCCGCAUCGUGCUGACGGUUGUGGGUGGUGAGUCCAUCUACUACGACGAGCAGAGCAAGUUCGUGUGCAACACGGCCCAGCCAGGUUGCGAGAACGUCUGUUACGACGCCUUCGCCCCGCUCUCCCACGUGCGCUUCUGGGUCUUCCAGAUCAUCGUGGUGACAACCCCCUCCGUCAUGUACCUGGGCUACGCCGUGCACAAGAUCGCGCGCAACGAGGAGGGGCACAGCUGCCAGCCGGGGGGCUUCGGCUGCGACAGUAAGCAGCGACGCAAGCUGUUCAGGGGGGCCAGGAAGCAGCAACGCGGCAUCGAGGAGACCGAAGAGGACAACGAGGAGGAGAACCCAAUGAUCUACGAGGAGCCUGAGCAAGAGAGCUGUAACGAGGGGAACAACGCGGGCGCCGCGGGGCCGGCCAGGGCCACAUCGGGGAAGGCAGGGCGGCACGACGGGCGCCGGCGCAUCAAAGAGGAUGGGCUGAUGAAGAUCUAUGUGAUGCAGCUGCUGGCACGCACCUCCCUAGAGCUGGGCUUCCUCGGGGGGCAGUACGCCCUGUACGGUUUCGAGGUGUCCCCCACCUACACAUGCGAGCGCAGCCCCUGCCUCCACAAGGUGGACUGCUUCAUCUCGCGCCCCACCGAGAAGACCAUCUUCCUGCUUAUCAUGUAUGCUGUCACCCUGCUCUGCCUAGUCAUCAACCUGUGGGAGAUGCUGCACCUGGGCUUGGGCACCAUCCAUGAUGUGCUGCGCAGAAAACACCAGCCCCUCGAGGAGGGGUACCAACUCCGCCAGCCCCCUGCCAGCGCCCCCUACUCCUACCCCUUCACCUGGAACGCCCCCUCCGCGCCUCCCGGCUACAACAUCACGGUGAAGCCGGAGCAGAUCCCCUACACUGACCUGAGCAACGGCAAGAUGGCCUGCAAGCAGAACAAAGCCAACAUCGCGCAGGAGGAGCAGCAGCAGUACGGUAGCAACGAGGACAACUUCCCUGGCACCAGCCCGGCCGCAGAGCAGAGAGAGUACCAUGCAGCUCAGCACUGGCUGGAGACUACCAUCCAGACCUACAACCAGAACCACCACAGCCACAGCCCACACCACCAGCACCAGAACAUCCCCAUCGCAGCCAAGGACAACAAGAAGCAGCAUAAGCCCUGCUCCAGCAGGGGAGAAGGGGGAGCCAGCAGCAGCAGCAGGUGCCUGGAAGGGAAGUCCUCCGUUUGGAUUUAGAGACGA